Molecule: messenger RNA, 1876 nt
Organism: Quercus lobata
Lineage: Eukaryota; Viridiplantae; Streptophyta; Magnoliopsida; Fagales; Fagaceae
Gene: ATE2F2
Product: winged-helix DNA-binding transcription factor family protein
Exons: 14
Coding region: 231-1430 (399 amino acids)
Biological process (GO): regulation of transcription by RNA polymerase II
Cellular component (GO): RNA polymerase II transcription regulator complex
Molecular function (GO): RNA polymerase II cis-regulatory region sequence-specific DNA binding; protein dimerization activity; DNA-binding transcription factor activity, RNA polymerase II-specific
Source: RefSeq, a predicted model, not a curated record
GGGAAGGCUUGCGAUUCGAAAGAAUCGAAUCUCUCUCUCCUCUUCUUCCGUUUCCUUAGUCCUUAUUACUCUUUUCUUUCACUCCUUUUCAAACCUGAACUCUCCCUCUCGCUAAAACACCCAAACAAACACAAACACAAACUCUAACUCUCAUUCUCAUCUUUUCCCUCCAAACACUCCCAACAUAUCAAUCACUCUCUUAUCUCUCUAUUUCUCUCGAGCACGCUUCAAUGGCGAACGAUCCAAACCUUCCAAAUCAAGAACCUGGCUCGCAAUUCCACACUCACAAUCACAAUCCCUACGCAGCAGCAGCAGCAGCAGCUUUCCAGGGAAUUCAACCUUUCUCCUUCUUCGCUACUAAUCCCUUUCCCUCCUACUCUCACGCGGCCGCCUCCGUUGCUCAUUCCGCCACCUUUGCCGAACUGGCGUUGAGGCAAAUGAAUGAAUUAGAUGAGUGUGAGGCCCAGACAAGUGGACAGGCCGCCAUCCCCGGACAGACUGAAUUAGCAAAUGAUCUUCCACUUAAACCAGAGUCACGCACUCGUAGAAAGCAUCAGACUCAAUCAAAGGCUCCAAAACAAACCAAAUCUGGGACUCAGAAAACAGAUAUUGCUAAUUGUCGCUAUGACAGUUCUUUAGGCUUGUUAACCAAGAAAUUUAUCAGUUUGAUCCAGGAAGCUAAGGAUGGCACCCUUGAUCUGAACCAUACUGCAGAGAUACUGCAGGUUCAAAAGCGGAGGAUAUAUGAUAUUACAAAUGUCCUUGAAGGAAUAGGAUUGAUAGAGAAAACUUCAAAGAACCACAUACGUUGGAAGGGAUAUGGCGAUGUGGGCCAGCAGGAGCUGGACGAUCAAGUUGCUGCACUAAAGGCUGAAAAUGCGAGUUUAUAUCUUGAAGAAUGCAGUCUUGAUGAAUUUAUAAGGCAAAAACUAGAGUUUCUGAAUGCCCUGAAGGAAGGUGAAAAUUAUCAAAAGUACCUUUUAUUAACAGGAGAAGAUAUUAUGAGCCUUCCAUGCUUCCAGAAUCAAACACUUAUUGCAAUAAAAGCUCCACAGGCUAGUAAUAUUGAAGUUCCUGAUCCUGACGAGCAGGAUAUUGGUUUCCACCAGAGGCAGUGUAAUAUGACUAUUAGAAGCACCACUGGACCAAUUGAUUUGUACCUCUUGAGCAAAUUUGACAGCCAACAUGAAAGUAUGAGUGUUAAGCAGGCUAAAUCACCAGAUUCAUCAGCUGGGAAUAGUGAUCACUGCAAAGAGGAAGAUGCAGUGCAGCCACCCCAGGUUAAUCAAAACAAUUCUUCUGAAGCUUUCAGCUCUCCAGCUUCAGAGGUGUCUGGGAUUCAGAAGAUUAUUCCUUUGGACUCUGGUAUUGACAAUGAUUACUGGUUCCGAACAGAUCCUAAAGUCAGUACUACAGAUUUGUGGGCAUAAUUAGGACUGGGUCCAAAUAGGAGACAUCCUUCAAGAGGAUUCUUCAGAGGGGAGUGCUGUAUUGGCUCAGCCACAAGUAUCACAGCAGGAUGUCUAUGUAAAUAAGAAGCAGGUACUUAAUUGUUCCAGAUGACAUGCUGAUUCAGGGUUUGCUAACUCCCCUUCACAUUUUGAAGUGUAGAUUUUGUAGCUAGAUUUUCAGUUUUCUGACAAAGAUAGCUAAUCACAAAGAUUAUGAAAUAUCUGACAAAGAUGCGAGUCUUCUGUGGAACCCGCUGAUGUAUAUACUAUAUAGGAUAAUUGGUAUAGGUUUGAUAGGGUCCUGAUGAUGUAAGACGAUAAUAAGUGACUUUAUUUUGGGCUUGUAAUGCAGUAAAGGUGCAAUGAGAGGGUAAAAUUCUUAGUAAAUGUUGCAGGUUCAACUAAGUAAAUUUUGUUGCAAAAGC